AUGAUAGCACUUCGUGAGAAGCGUGAUAUUCGAGAUUAUGAUCCAAGCAUAAUUAGAGUCGAAUUUAAAAAAACGUUACAUCCGGAAAAGUCUCAAAAGCGAUCAAAGCAGCUAGAACUCUGGAAAAUGAUAACAGUGGCAUCGUAUUAUGAGAAACUUAUGAAUUCCACGCGAUCACGUAACGUCCGACAAGCAGUUGUCUGUAUAAGAGAGCUCGAUGCUGCAGCAGAUCGAAUUAAUUCCACUAUAGAAACUUUUGAUCAGAUUACUAAUGAAGUUAAUAAUGAAAUCGGUUGCUGUACGGAAAAUUUCACGAAGUCUUGGAUUACUGAGACCGAUACUCUUGAAAACAAUCUUUAUCAGCUAUCAGUUCAAUUGCAGAAGCAGCAAAAAGCAAUUAAUAAUGUUGCGAGUCAUUUUUCAGAAAGUAUAAAAAUGAUAAGUGGUAUAAAUGAUAAUCGUAAAGAGCAUAAAAGUUUACUCGAGAAGUGUCGUAUCAUCGAUAUUAACAUAUUAACGUUAGCUAAACUUGCCCGUUUACAAAACCGUAAAAUGAUAGCUCCGGUAAAGGAACGUUGGUCAGUGGAAGAUUUGAAAACACUUCCUCUUGCAAUUAAUGAGUUGAAUAAAGUUGUAACAAAUUUGAAUGAUUUACGAAAGAUAUGCAAAAUAAUCGCACCGACAAGUUUAACCGAUGAAAAGGAUAUUGCAAAUUUGAUUCAUCAAGCUCAAAAACUUCGUCGAAUUUUAGAGAUUGAUAAAACGAUAAUAAAAUCAUCCAUAUGA
This is a messenger RNA of Brugia pahangi, 786 nucleotides long. The record is from the annotation of a GenBank genome assembly. Lineage: Eukaryota; Metazoa; Nematoda; Chromadorea; Rhabditida; Onchocercidae.